UUUAUAGUGUCGUGCGGAUUCGAGAAGUGCUACCCUUGAUCGUUUCGCUCAUAUACGAGAACCUCGAAUCUCAAGGAAGAACUGAAAAAUUUCAGCUAACAGAACCAUUAUGGCUACGAGCUCUUGUCCAGAGAAUUUCUUGCGAAAAUUCCGGGAUCGACACAGCCGAAAAAUGAGAACUCUGAGCGCUGUACAAUUCAUGGAAAUAUGGAAGCAUUACGACAUCGACGGAAACGGCUAUAUCGAAGGCUCCGAGCUGGACAGUUUCCUGCGAGAAUUCGCGUCAAGCCUCAACGCUCCUGACGUGAAUCCCGAUAGCGUUCCGGAUUCGAUGCUGGAGCAGCUGAAGGAGUGUUUCAUGGAGGCCUACGACGACAACCGCGACGGGAAAAUCGAGAUCCGGGAGCUCGCCCAGCUGCUUCCGAUGGAAGAAAACUUUCUGCUGCUCUUCCGUUUCGACAACCCGCUCGACUCCAGCAUCGAUUUCAUGAAGACUUGGAGGAAAUAUGACACCGACAACAACGGUUCCAUCGAUUCGGACGAGUUGAAGAGCUUCCUGCGGGAUUUGCUGAAAGAGGCGAGAAAGAUCUCGGAGGUCACAGAAGGCCAGCUGGAUGAAUACACACAAUCAAUCCUGACCGUAUUCGACACGAACAACGACGGAAAGCUUCAGCUUUGCGAAAUGUCGAAGUUGCUCCCGGUGAAGGAAAACGUCUUUUGCCAGAAGAAGUUCAGGGAAAUGCUGGGAGAAGCGGAUGUUUGUAAAAACGACAUCGAGCGCGUAUUCAAAAUCUACGAUCGAGACAACAGUGGAUCAAUUGAUGGAGAGGAGCUUCGUGGUUUGUUGAAAGACCUCCUGGAUCUGGCGAAAAAGUCCUAUUCUGCCUCGGACUUGUACGAACUGCAAAAGAUCAUUAUGCAAGCAUGUGACAUGGACAAGGAUGGAAAGAUUUGCCAGAAGGAGCUGACGAUGAUCCUGCUAGCUUUGUCGAGGACCAAGGCUGCGAAGGAGCUGAUUUUGUAAUCGCGCGUAGAAAACUAUUCUGCCUGCUUUCUGUUUUCUAGCGCAGUUAAUAACUGACGCGGCUUGAAAAAUCUUCGGCCGGUCGGAAGCUAUUUAACCCAGACGGAUUUGUGCUAUUUUCUGUCGCACUAAUCGCUUUUCAAAUCGAAAUAUCAACCAUCUCAAGAAUCUGCACUUUACAUUGUUGACCUUUGAACACGAGACACCUAAGUAAGUCGUUUUACAAAAACGGGAAAAAUUGUUCCUUCGUACUGAUCCAAUUCAUUUUCUCAAGAAUAUUGGGCCAUUGAUGUCGGCUUUCUUCAAGCCUGGUAAUCAUCGUAGUUUCAAUAACUGAGUAUAUGCCCAACGUACGCUUGGAUGUCGCCGCUUCGUUUUUUUUUCGUGUUCUUGAUGUAAUUACAUUUGCGACCCUUCCUGAACAGCGUCCUAGCAACAAAAAAGCAAAAAACAAAAAACGUGGAUCUUCCCGUCAUCACUCUAUUUCCAUUCCUGUCAGAUAAUCGAUAUGUGGUGCUUUCUGAAAGUGAUGAAUGGUGAAGCAAAAAAAAAAUGUUCCCGUUUGGAAAGAGCCAGACAUGUUAAUUAUACAGUAUGUGUACAGUACCAUUAACAGACCUAAUGUAUCAUGCGAAAGAAAAUACGACAUGGGAAUACGCUUCAAAAACCUUAAAGAUUGUCCCAGAAAAGUCGUCAUUUGCGGAAUCGUGAGAUUUAAUCGCGAAAUCCAUGCUUCUUUAGCUUUUGAAAAACAUUUUCUAGCUUGUCACCAAGAGGAACGAGUUAAGCUUUUCAGCGCUGAAUGCGAUGGAUCCGUGCCAAAGCAAUCAAAUAAAAUAUGUUACAGAAUGACUCGACCAAUUUCCCCCAUAUUGUACUUGAAUAAUAUCAAUGAUAAAAUAUUUGUGGCGAACGACAUCGCCUUGCUCCUCUUUGAAUAAUCGGAAACCCCGGGCAUUGCUCAUAACCGAAUACGGGCAUGAGCAAACAGCAAAUAUUUUCAGUUCUUUCGAAAAGGAUUGUUUUCAUAGAUCACGAUCUUAACAAUUUUUUCUUUGUUCUCCAAAAAUAUUAGAAGAAGAUGCGGUUGAUUAUUCGAAGAUUGUCUAAGAUCUUUCCAUAUCGUAGCUUCCUUCUUGCUUCAUAUACAUAAUUAUACGUAUAUGAGCCGGGGAAAAUGAGAUUAUGCAAAGUAAAAUUUGAAACCGUAGUUAUUUGAAUUGGAAUCAAAAUGAAAUGUGCCAUUCAUGUGCAAGAGCCACGAUGACUGCAAAAAUAUAUGUGACCCCCUAAUUUUCAUGGCCGCAGAAUUCCACCUGCUUUGGUUAUACUGGAAGAAACAUCUGGGCAAUUUAAAAUAUAUUGCGAGAUACAUGUCAAAUGAAAAAAGGCUUGCAGAAAAAAUUUAAUGAUUUCAGAACAUGAUCCAAUUGCUGCUGGCACUUUCCUUGAUACAGAAAACGAGUGCACCUGAACUUAAAAUUCAGGCCGUGAUCACUCAUUUUGGGUACAAUCGAUACAAAUACUGUACAGUACAUCACUUUGCCGAAAUCACUGUGCAAAAAUGGUGCUUUUCAGAAUGCUUGACACUUUAAAAUUAUUAUCAAUUGACAUACAUUACGCACAAUUUAGUUUUGUAUUCAUUUUUUAAAAACUAAAAGUGCCAAAUAUUGAAAAUGCGACGAGGUUCGCUCAUUCUAGAAAUAUUAUUUGAACUUUUAAUGUCAACCCCAUGUUUAAGCGUCGUGUCCCACGCGCAUUCAACUAUGCAGAAAUGUAUGAAAAAAUGGACUAGUUGUGUGAAACUCGCCCGUUUCUUCAGGAAUCACAAGAACUUUAAUUUCUAUGCUGAUUUUCAGAUGAGAAAAGGGUCCGCGCGGUACAAACGUGAGCAUGGAAUUUUCUUCGCAGGAUUUAAAACCAUAAAAAAGGGUCGUGCAUCGGAAGUAAUUUUAAAUUAUCAUCUAGAAUUCAUAUACCGAAAUGUUCUAGGAUAGAAAAAGACGCUGGAAGCCAACCUUAUUCUUGGAAUAAUCAGGGACCUGGUAUUCUCAGUAUGUAUGUAUUGCUGCAUGCAAUUAUGAGAUCCCAUAAAUGCUGUUUUGCGUGGCAUUCGAACGUUCUGGGAAUUCGAAUGAAGAAAAAAGCUUACCAACGACUCGGCAUGAAGAUUCCUGUUGUUUUUUCCUUCUGAUUAUGUAACUGGACUCGAUGAAGCUUCAAUUCUAUCACACAAAGAAAUCAAGCGUCAUCGGAAUGUUCCCCGCGAUUAUCUUGGAUGCGGAGAGAAAUUGGCGGUUUUGUUUCUUUUGAUUCGCAUGAGUAUCCCAAAAAUCAGAAUAUUUUGUGCCUUGCACUAUACGCAGCGAUCCGAGUAUUCACUUGAACACUGCUGGAACUAAAUUUUUCUCGAAGAAUUACGUGUAUUCAUGGGAUUCAUGUUUUUUGUGACUUGUUCCACUGAGAGACAAAAACUUUUCAUGGAUUCAAAAACAAGUAAAGAUUUCUGAAAUGGAAGCGUGUGCUUGAGUGCUCCACAUUUCUUCGUGGUGUGGAGCUCUUGCGGAAUUGUUUGGGUGUUUGUUCGUGUUGAGCUUUCAUUGAGAUUUCUUCGAAUUCCGGUUGCAUCGGAUCAAUUACUUAGCAUGCUCGAGUAUUAGACGGUCGAUGUGCUCCGUGCGGUGUUGGAAAAAUCCUCAUGUUGUUUUGAAGUCGCUGAGUUUCUUGCGGGGUCGAACUCCACUGAAAUUAUUCGCGGUUUCCGCUUCGCUUUCUCAAUGGUUUUCAGUUACCGAAAUGUGGAUGUGAAUAUUUGGAUUCUCAUGCAAUGACGAAAAGUAGUCAAAUGGAGAGGAUUCGUUCAAAGAAA
Messenger RNA from Notodromas monacha, 3893 nucleotides. The record is from the annotation of a GenBank genome assembly. NCBI's taxonomy places the organism in Eukaryota, Metazoa, Arthropoda, Ostracoda, Podocopida, Cyprididae.